UAUCGGCAAUUCAACAUAAAAUUUUCUUCUUUUAAAUUAUGUAUUAAGUUAAGUAAAAAGUACUGAGUCAGUGAUAAUACCAAAGAUGAAGUUUCGCAAAUCAAUCAUUUCUAAUUCAAAGCAGGAUAUUGCCUGCUCAUUAUUCUUGUUCUUUAUCAUUCCAACAGUAUUUUAUUAUGAAAUCCAGCACGUUCUGGCUGAGAUUCAUGGAUAUAAUUAUAUUUUGUACACACAUAUAAUCCUCGGUUGCUAUUUAGUGUUUAAUAUAGUUGUGAAUUUAAUGCACAUCAUUUUAAUAGACACAAGUGUGUUCUCAACGAAUGAGCUUAUGACUACAUCGAGAUUCAAGACAGAUCCAACAGCAAAAGACUGGAAUUUGUGUGACAAAUGUGAACUGAUUGUUCCACCUCGUUCAUGGCAUUGUGAUGUAUGUAAUGUCUGUAUACUGAAAAGGGAUCAUCAUUGUAUGUUCGCUGGAAAUUGUGUCGGUCUUAAUAAUAAUCGAUAUUUCAUGAUUUUUCUCCUUCACUUCUUUAUUGGAGCUACUUAUUCGUUCUUUUAUAAUUCAUACUACAUCUGGAUAUAUCGUGGAACUUCAUUUAUUGCAUGGUUUACACCAUUUAAGAUGUUUUUCCCAAUGUUUAUGAUGUUCUUUAGAUCUAAUAAUGAUUGGCACUUGUUUCUAUACAUGCUUAUCAUGAUUGGAUCUAUUUUUACCGGCGUAUUACUUGUUUACCAUAUGAAACUUAUAGUUAAAAAUGCCACAACACAUGAAAAGAACAAAGGUGCUUAUGACUUAGGCAGAGCACAGAACUUAAAGAUUGUGUUUGGAGAUCGAUGGUUAUGGAGCAUUUUCUGGCCAUUUGCUGAAAGUACAUUACCAGAAGUAUAUUGGAAUCCAGCAGAAAGCCAAAAGAGUAGAUAAAUUACCAAAGAAUUUUUAAUUCCUAUUCAUUUAUUUGUGUGAUGAUUUAAAAGCUAAUGCCCGAGCUAAACUUAUCGGGUUAAAAUAAAUGUUUUUUAAAAUUA
This is a messenger RNA of Chironomus riparius, 1029 nucleotides long. NCBI's taxonomy places the organism in Eukaryota, Metazoa, Arthropoda, Insecta, Diptera, Chironomidae. The record is from the annotation of a GenBank genome assembly.